This is a messenger RNA of Helobdella robusta, 480 nucleotides long. RefSeq lists its product as hypothetical. The transcript has a single exon. The record is from RefSeq and is a predicted model, not a curated record. Lineage: Eukaryota; Metazoa; Annelida; Clitellata; Rhynchobdellida; Glossiphoniidae. Bases 1 to 480 code for a protein of 159 amino acids.
AUGGCGUGUAAACAGAAUUUAACGAUUAACGAAGUUUUGUGCUAUUUAUCAAAUAAUUACGAGUUUUUGAAUAAUGAUAUAUUUAUUAAUAAUGCGUCCGACUUCUAUAGCUCGGAAGAAAUCUCGGCUGCCCUCAAACUGAUCAAACACGACGUCAAUCUCCUAAAGAUUGAUGUUAACUUCGAUACACCACGUGGUCCUAAAAAGAAAGACAAAAGAGACAAACUACGCAAAACCAUUCGCUAUUUAGGGCUAGUCCGCGAAAAAAAAUUAUCAACAGAGCUUCCCACAUACGUUAGCUCUAACUUACGGGUACCUAAUAACGACUCUAUUCUUAAAUUUAACUUCAAUGAAAUCAAAAGCAACAUAUGCAAUAUGCUGCACAAUCAGCAACUUUAUCUAUGCAGCAUGCUGAACGCAGCUCCUCGAGUUCAUAAAAGUGAACUUAACAAUACCAACAACACUCAAUUUCAAUUGUAG